AUGUCAGACUCACCUGCAGCCUCACAUUGGACAGAGCAUAAAGCUACGAAUGGGAAGAUAUAUUGGCAUAAUAGAGUAACAAAAGCUUCUAGUUGGGUUAAACCGAAUGAGAUAAAGACAAGGUUUGAUCACGCUGUCGACGCAUCUGAAUGGGGUUUAAAUACAGUCAAUGAUAAAAUAUAUUGGUAUAAUAAGACCACGAAACAAUCUAGAUGGGAUAUGCCUGAAGAUUUAGCUCAAUUGAAGGCUACAUUUGAUGCAGAAGAUAAGGCAGAAGCUGAACGUAAAGAAGCGGAGAGGAUAGCAGAGGAAAAGCGCAUAGAGGAGGAGAAUAGAAUCGCAGAAGAACAACGUAAGAAGGAGGAACUUAAAGCGAGUGCUCAAUCACCAAUGCUUCAAAUUGGCUACAACGGUUCACAAUCUGGUACGCCAAUGCUAGAAGGUACUGGUACACCCCUCGCGAUCGGUGGUCCAGCUGCUGCACCCGGUCUCGCAGCAGAAGUAACACCAUAUGAAGCUAAAUUAGCCCUGAUGGAUCUAUUCAAACAAAAAGGAGUUGCACCUGAUUGGACAUGGGAAGCUACCAUCAGAGAAUUAAUUACAAGUCCAGUUUGGAAAUUAGAACCAUCGUUGUCCUUAAAGAAAGAUUAUUUUAGUGAAUACAUCCGCAAAGUUGUCGAAGAUGAACGAGCAGAGAAGGCUCGUAGGAUGGAUAAGUUACGUCCACAAUUUAGAGAUAUGUUAGCGAGAACAGGUCGCGUUCAUCCAUAUACCAAAUGGUCAACAUUGAGGGCAGUCAUUAUGACGGAUCCAAAGUUACUUAAAGAAAGAAGUUGGCAGAAUUGCAGAGAUGACAAUGAACGUAAGAUGCUCUUCGAUGAAUAUUUGAAACACAUUCAAAAGAAAGAAGAAGAUGAUGAACGCGAAUUGAGAAAGAAUAAUAUAGACAAAAUUAUGAAAUAUAUUGAAACGAAUAAGGUUGCUAUGGACACCAAAUGGCCAGAAUUUAAGCGUGAUUUAAAAUCAUCCCGCGAAUGGAGAGAUGAUCCUGAUCUUCAACGUGUUGACAUGCUUGAUGUACUUAACAUCUAUGAAGAUAACCUCGUUAUGGCUGAGAAAGCUUGGGAAGCUCGUAAGAAGAAGAUGAAAACCGAGAGAAAACGUGACCAAAGGAGGAAGAGAGAGGCAUUUACUGGACUUCUCAAAGAUCUCGUUAAGGAUGGUAAAAUUAAACAUAAUACCAAAUGGAAUGAUAUAAUCGUCGAUAUCAAAGAUGAUCCUCGUUUAUUCCAAAUUGCAGGUAACUCAGGAUCCACAGCAUUAGAGUUGUUUUGGGAUACAGUCGAUGAGUUCCAAAUUCAUGCUGAAAUAGUCGGACAAAGAGUCGAAGAUGCUUUUUCGAUGUCUAACACUAAGCUUAGUGAGGAAGUAUCUCUCAAUGAGUUUAAGCGAAUGGUUGAAAGUAAUAAUGUAGAGAUUGAUUGGGAGGGUUGGUCAAUUGAGGAUAUACAUAACGUUAUAACGCAAAAGUAUUUAUCCCAGAAGAGAGAAGAAAAACAUCAAAGUGAGAGAAAGCGUAGAAUAAUGAUUGACGAUUUGCGCAGCGCAAUGAGAUAUCUAGAACCAAGCUUAACUGUCGAAGAUAAAUUUGAAGACGUUUUACCAAGAUUGAAGGACUUACCAGAAGGCAAGUGGUUGAAGGAUGAUGACGAAGCUUGCAAAAUCGCGUUUGAGAGGUUCGUAAAGAGACUCAAAGAUCGUUCACGCGACCAUGGUGAUUCUGAUCAUUCUAGACGUCGUCGUGAUAGACGCGAAUCUGUCUCACAGAGAGAGAGAGAAAGAGAAAGAGAUGAGAGACGUGCUGAGCGUCGCCGCUCUAAGAGUCCACAUGAAGAACAGAGAGAGGCUAAGAAACCCCGUAAAGAGGAGGUUGAAGAAGGUGAAAUGCAAGGAUAA
Messenger RNA from Wallemia mellicola CBS 633.66, 1956 nucleotides. RefSeq lists its product as hypothetical. The record is from RefSeq and is a predicted model, not a curated record. Gene Ontology annotation, molecular function: protein binding; RNA binding. Gene Ontology annotation, biological process: mRNA cis splicing, via spliceosome. Gene Ontology annotation, cellular component: U1 snRNP; U2-type prespliceosome. The transcript is spliced from 8 exons. NCBI's taxonomy places the organism in Eukaryota, Fungi, Basidiomycota, Wallemiomycetes, Wallemiales, Wallemiaceae. Bases 1 to 1956 code for a protein of 651 amino acids.